Molecule: messenger RNA, 733 nt
Organism: Hordeum vulgare subsp. vulgare (domesticated barley)
Lineage: Eukaryota; Viridiplantae; Streptophyta; Magnoliopsida; Poales; Poaceae
Exons: 1
Coding region: 104-733 (209 amino acids)
Source: RefSeq, a predicted model, not a curated record
CCCUCGUUAAUCCACCGUCCGCUGGGUGUACUUAGCAAUUACAAUUGGCUGAACAUACUCCACCAACGAAACUUCCAAUCACGCAAGAAAAAAAGAGGAGAAAAUGCCCAGCAACGUCCCCUGUAAUCACGGGCAGGACCUGGCCUACAGGCUCGCGCAUGGCGUCUCGGGCCACCUCCUCCACGUGCAGCCGCCGCACCUCCCGUGGCCCGCCCUGCCGCUGCCGCUCAAGCUCAUCCCCUUCGACAUCGAGCUCCCCGCCGUGCCCUUCGUCGGCGGCGGGGGCGUCGACCUCCCCGCCGUGGCCGUCGCCUCCUUCGUCGAGAUCGGCGGCCGGCUCGGGCAGGCGGGCUCCGACCUCGGCGCCUCCGUCGGCGGCGCCGUGCAGCAGCUGUCGCGGCAGAUUCCCGUGCCGUUCCGCGCGGAGGGCGCCCGGCGCUGGAACUGGGAGGGGGCCGCUGCGCCGCCAACGCCUGCCGCGGUGCACGAGGGGGAAGCGGGGCUCGCUGCGGAGAGGGCUGCCGAGGGCUGCGGGGUAGCCUUGGAGGGUGUCGGGGAAAGGGAUUCCCUCGAGGAGGUGGCUGCGGCGGUCGCGGCGGCCACUGGAAGUGCCGCCGCCGCCAAUGCAGUCGGUGUCGGGGCUGAUGGUGCCCCGCCCCACCCCACGGCGUCGUCGCCCCAGCGAGAUCCCGCGGGUCGAGGGACGCCCUGCGCCGGCCGCCGCUACCACUAG